Messenger RNA from Rana temporaria (common frog), 2012 nucleotides. Its product is annotated as zinc finger protein OZF-like. The record is from RefSeq and is a predicted model, not a curated record. Gene Ontology annotation, cellular component: nucleus. NCBI's taxonomy places the organism in Eukaryota, Metazoa, Chordata, Amphibia, Anura, Ranidae. Gene Ontology annotation, molecular function: DNA-binding transcription factor activity, RNA polymerase II-specific; RNA polymerase II cis-regulatory region sequence-specific DNA binding. Gene Ontology annotation, biological process: regulation of transcription by RNA polymerase II; central nervous system development. The coding region runs from base 259 to 1935 and encodes 558 amino acids. The transcript has 4 exons.
AGCAGAAAAGAGCAGGAAGUGUCCGAGCAAAGCAGGAAGUAGGUGGAAUGUAUAUAGGAGUCGAUGGUGGAAGACUGUAUUAAAGAUUGGGCAGCCUGGAGCUACUUGUGAUUGUGCUGAGGUACCCUAUAAAUCACAAUGGCAUGUUUAUGAAAUUGGGGCUUAGCCAUUGUAAACUUAGUAUAUUACUAUAUUAGCCGCCCUGAUAUAAACCUUGGAGCGUACAGAGAGCGACACUCACUGAUCGAUCUGCUGAGGAUGGAGCCGGAGCCGAGCCACACGUCCGAGAUACUGGACCUCACCCUGGAGAUCAUCUGCCUGGUGACCGGAGAGAAAUGUGCGGUGGUGAAGAUGGUGUCUAUUGAGAGCCUCUUACAAGGAAUGUAUCCACCUAUGUUGAGAGGAAAGGGCAAAAGUCCCACCAUGAAGCCUCCACCUCAAUCCCCAACAUCUGAGGGGAAAAACGACAAGAAGAUCCUGGAAGUCACCCAGAAGAUCAUCGAUCUGCUGACAGGAGAGGCAUUUUUAGAAGAUUGUCCAUCUUUCCAGAAGAAUGUUGUGAUGGAUAGCCACCACCCCACCUCACCAGAUUUAUCGGAGGAAGCAGAGUCGAUACAGAUUUGCAGUGUGAUAAAGGAAGAAUCGGAUCCUGAUGAGGAAGAAACCAUCUUGAAUAAAGGCAUCAGUACACAGACCGAGGACACAGCGAUCACAAUUAAGGAAGAAUCCAAAUUUUCGGGCAGAGGCUCUUGGAACCGUAGAAAAUUGCCCCCACUGGCACAAAUUGAGCAGAACGACCCCCAAAACAUUGACCUCUGUGAUGACCAUAGACAUACAAUGUCUACUGCUGUUAAGGAGGAGAUGGAAAAAGAUGACCUUGAGGAGGACUAUACAUCUUUUACUAUAAAAGAAGAAUUAUUUUUGACCAAUGUAUUAGAUUCCUUGGGACAAACCUCGCAGAUGGGCCCAACCUUUCCUCAAGAUUGGAGCAUACAUGAAGAAAUUGGAGCUCCCUAUAUAGCAGGUGGAAGCACUCAGUCAGGGGCUUCGCAAAGCUCACAGGCCAAGAUCUACAACUGCGACGGGUGUGAUAAAAGCUUCACCAGCAGCUGCGACUUCCUCAAACACCAGUUGAUGUAUCAAGGGCCUCAUUCCCUCUCCUGCCAGGAGUGCGGGAAGUGUUUCGCCACAGAGGAGCAGCUGGUGAAGCACCACCGAGUCCACACAAGGCCGAAGCCGUACAACUGCUCUGAGUGCGAGAAGUCCUUCCCUCUGAAGCAGUUGCUCGUAAUACACCAACGUAGUCACACUGGGGAGAAGCCAUAUGCCUGUAAGGACUGCGGCAAGUGUUUCUCCCAGCGAUCGUCGCUCGGGAAGCACAUGCGGUCCCACUCGGGAGAGAAGCCGUACCCGUGCCCCGUGUGUGGGAAGAGAUUCGGCAGCAGGCCCACCCUCAUAAUCCACCACCAGAGUCACACGGAUGAGAAGCCCUUUGUGUGCUCGGAAUGCGGGAGGCGCUUCCACCAGAAGAUCGCACUGAUAAAGCACCAGCGCAUUCACACGGGAGAGAGGCCGUACUUGUGCGCAGAGUGCGGGAAGCGCUUCACGCAGAAGCAUUCGCUGUCCAUGCACAAACGGACCCAUUCUGGCGAGAAGCCCUUCGAGUGCUCGGAGUGCGGAAGGUGCUUCUCCCGUAACUCGCUUCUCAUCGUUCACCAGAGGAUCCAUUCCGGGGAGAAGCCAUACUCCUGUACGGAGUGUGGGAAGUCCUUCCGCCAUAAGUCAGUGCUGAGCAACCACCAGCUGACUCAUACCAGGGCGCAGUCUUUUCCUUGUCCGGAGUGCGGGAAGUGUUUUAACCGCAGCUGCUACCUCAUUCUACACCAAAGAGUCCACCAAAGGGCCCGCACGCCAAAGAGUUUGCUCACCGAUUAAGAGAACGUAUUUAUUUUUUGCUAUAGAUGUGGAUUUGAUUUUCAAGCUAACACAAUAAAUGGUAUAAAAAACAGCUA